UUAAUGCCUCCACCACUACGUGCUCGAUCCAAACAAUAAGCCUUCGUCAUUGCAUACGCUAUCAAGAUUCAGAUCUUGCCGUGUCUUAUUCAACUCUAAACUCUGUCCCUGCCAGAGAGAGAGAGACUGAGAGAUGGAAAAGGAAGGAAAUAGACGGCUCCGGGUGGUGCUUGUACCGGGGCCGUUCCAAGGCCACUUAAACCCAAUGCUUCAGUUGGGCAGCAUCCUCCACUCCAAUGGCUUCUCCAUCACUGUCGUUCACACCCAAUACAACUCCCCAAACCCUUCAAGCCAUCCUGAUUUCAGCUUUCUUGCCUUGCCAGAUUCCUCAUCCAUCUUCACUGGCGAGUCCUUCAUUCCUUUUGCAUUGCAGCUUAAUGUCAAUUGCAAAGCUCCUUUCCAGGAAUGCUUGGCUCAAGUGAUGAGGCAACAGGGACUGGACGAUGGAAUCGCCUGCGUUAUCUACGAUGAGAUCAUGUACUUCUCCGAAGCAGCGGCGAAGGAUCUGAAGCUUCCAAGCAUCGUCCUACGCACUGGUUGCGCUGCCCUUUCUCUUGCUGGUCAUGCCAUUUUCCAACUGAAGGCAGAAGGCCACAUUCCCUUCCCAGAAUCGAGGUCGAAGGAUCCAAUUCUGGACCUUUAUCCACUCAGGUUCAAGGAUCUACCUAUUAUGGAAAAAUUAGAGAACUUUAUGCAACUGCUGAGUAAAGUUGCCAACAUUCGAACAUCUUCGGCCAUCAUUUAUAAUACAAUUGACUGCCUUGAAAAUUCAUCAAUGGCAAAGAUCCAACAGCAAUGUCAAGUUCCAAUCUUCCCAAUAGGCCCAAUGCAUAGGAUUGCCUCGGCCACUUCUAGUAGCUUAUUGGAAGAGGACACUAGCUGCUUGGCAUGGCUUGAUAAGCAAAGUUUUAAUACAGUCAUUUAUGUAAGCUUAGGAAGCUCGGCAUUCAUGGACGUCAAAGAGUUGGUUGAGAUGGCUUGGGGGCUAGUGAAUAGCCAGCAACCUUUCUUGUGGGUGGUUCGACCAGGCUUAGUUCCUGGUGCAGAAUGGAAUGACAUACUGCCUCAAAGUUUUAAAGAAAACAUUGGCAAGAGGGGUUACAUUGUGAAAUGGGCACCUCAAAAGGAAGUUUUGGCGCAUGAUGCAGUGGGAGGGUUUUUGAGUCAUUGUGGAUGGAAUUCAACGUUAGAGAGUAUUUGCGAAGGAGUUCCAAUGAUAUGCCGGCCAUGUUAUGGGGAUCAAGGAGUAAAUGCAAGGUAUGUGAGCCAUAUAUGGAGAGUUGGCCUGGAAUAUGAGAAUAAAUUUGAGAGAGGUGAGAUAGAGAGAGCUAUAAGAAGACUUAUGGUGGAUGACGAAGGGAAAAAGAUGCGAAAGAGGGGCAAAGAUUUAAAAGAAAGAGUUGAACUUUGCACUAGAGAAGGUGGUUCAUCUAACAAUUCCUUGAUCGAGCUAAUAAAGAUGAUCAUGUCAUUUUAAUUUUGCAUAUGCUUUGAUUAAAACAUUUUCUUUUUUCUUAUUGGAGGGAUCAUAUUUCUUGUCCAUAUACAGAAUUUCCAAAAAAUAAAAAUAAAGAAAUCCCAUAGUUGUCAUUUAUAUAUAUUUUUUUAAGUGGUUGAUAUUGUAAACCACUUAAAACACGUCAUAUUAGCUUGUAUGAAAUGGAUGUGAUAAAUGGGUACGAUGACUCGAAGAGUAUUGUUAUUUUUG
Messenger RNA from Alnus glutinosa, 1708 nucleotides. Its product is annotated as UDP-glycosyltransferase 76E2-like. The coding region runs from base 134 to 1477 and encodes 447 amino acids. NCBI's taxonomy places the organism in Eukaryota, Viridiplantae, Streptophyta, Magnoliopsida, Fagales, Betulaceae. The transcript is spliced from 2 exons. Gene Ontology annotation, molecular function: UDP-glycosyltransferase activity. The record is from RefSeq and is a predicted model, not a curated record.